Messenger RNA from Impatiens glandulifera, 4254 nucleotides. RefSeq names its product histone-lysine N-methyltransferase ATXR7. The transcript has 18 exons. Gene Ontology annotation, molecular function: protein binding; histone H3K4 methyltransferase activity. The coding region runs from base 159 to 3953 and encodes 1264 amino acids. The record is from RefSeq and is a predicted model, not a curated record. Gene Ontology annotation, cellular component: Set1C/COMPASS complex. NCBI's taxonomy places the organism in Eukaryota, Viridiplantae, Streptophyta, Magnoliopsida, Ericales, Balsaminaceae.
GGAUGGGUGACGUGAUUUCACAAUAGGGUUUGCGAACCACUCGGUCCGGUUGAUCAUCCGACGACGACGACUAGUGCCUAUCGUCUCUGCCGUCGAUCGCCACUAACCAGAUUCCGCGGUUGCACUUUUUCCGAGUUCGUAGGGAGCCUGCUCAAGGGAUGGUACACUCAUCUAUUAACAUCUGUGAGCCUUUAUUGGAGGAUUCAGACAUUCAUCUUCAUGAAAGCGAUCGAACCUUCUCUAGGAAGAGGCUGAAGGUCUCGGAUUCUAUGUUCUGUGAUUCCAUUUUGCAAAGCUGCUUCAGGAGUAAUGACGAGGCUGUUUGUUUGGUGCAAAGAAGACAUGGGGAUCGACAUUCAUCUUCAUCUUGCUGUGAUUAUAAUGAAGAAAUUGGUUCGUAUUCUGCCAUGGAAAUAAGCUGUCUGAAGAAUGGGAAUGAGGGGAAUAUCCCGCAGGAGUGUGAUAAUGGAGGAUCUUCAAAUCAAAGCAAGAAUUAUGGCGGUUAUGAGUUACCUUCUUUUGUGUCUAAAUGGAUGUAUGUUAAUCAAAAUGGGCAGAUGUGUGGCCCUUACAUCAAGGAGCAAUUGUACGAAGGUUUAACUACUGGUUUCUUACCAGAAGAGCUUAAUGUGUAUCCUAUCAUUAAUGAAAGUAUAAGCAACCCCGUGCCUUUAAGUUACUUCAAUGAGUACCCUGAUCAUGUGGCAACAGGAUUUGCAUACUUAGUUGCAAAUACAUCUGGGGUAACUGAUCCGAAAAAUCUAAAUGGUGCUUUCAUUGAAGAGAAUGGUACGAAUAAGCCGCAUACUGCUGCUCCAAUCAAUGUUCACCCACAGUCUGCUGCUGAACCAUGUUCCAGCCACAUUGCUAAUACCUCCAGUAUACAAAUGCCAACCUCUGAAGCGUCUGAUUUGACUACAUUGUAUCCUUGGCUGUCUGGUGAAGGAUCAUACUGGUUAUUUGGCGAUGAAGCUGGCAAUAGACAUGGACCACAUACUCUUACAGAGCUUUAUUCAUGGCAUCAAUAUGGAUAUCUUCAAGAUUCAUCUAUGAUAUAUCAUGCUGACAAUGCAUGCGGACCUUUCUCUUUGCAAUCAAUGAUAAAUUCCUGGAGAAUAGCUAGUGAGAGUAAAAUCGUCUCCAGCUCAUCAUCCCUUGUAUCUGAGGUUUCUGAGGAAUUGUGCUCCCAGUUGCAUUCUGGAAUUAUGAAAACUGCUCGUAAAGUUUUGUUAGAUGAGAUCAUUGCUCAAAUAAUUAAGGAAUCAAUCGCUCUGAAGAAAACUCAGAGGUCCAGGCCAGAAAUGGUUGAUCAAACUGUCAAAACAUCCUCAUAUCAUCCAAUGGUUGGGCGGUCAGAUGUACUGAAGGAGACUACCCCUAGUAGGGAUGUAGCAGUACAUGGUGAUAUUUCUGAUCAGAAACAUUUGGAAGAUUCUGUGAAACAUCCAAUAAGCUUGAAAUCUGUUGGAAGUGCUGAAAAUUUUUGCAAUUCGUAUGUUGCUUCUUGCAAACUGCUUUUUGAUCAUUGCAUGGAAACCAUGUGGGAUGCCGUUUCCAAUGAUCAUGUAACUGAGUUUUCUCUGGCUUGGAGGAAAAGAAAACUCUGGUCAGAUGAAGGUUCUUCUGGGGAACAAUGUAUUCGACCCAUGCCAUGUGCUAUGAGUAUUGUUGAGUUGCCAUUGGAAGAAGAAUCUUCUGCUAGUGACCUUGACCUCCCUCCUGGUUUUGAAGAGAUGAGAAUGUCUCAAGAUAGUAAUCAGAGGUCACUAUCAGUUGUGUCACUUUCUACUGAGCUAGAAGGUAGCUCUAGAGAAAGCUUGUUGGAUCGUAACCAAAUUGACAUGGAUGGCAUCAUACAACACGUGGAGAAUGAUUUGCUUCUCUCUGUAAAAAGGUCCUUAUUUCAACAUUUUGAAACCUUAAUUGAGGAUGAAGCCGCGGAAUUAGUUGGUCUGCCAUUAGAUUGGAAGUCAAAUGAGGUUAUUUCUGCUGAUUGCAGUCCCGCAAACAUUGAACAUACAUCUGUUGAUUCAGAAAUCAUUCUUACUUGUGAAUCACUGACAACAAAUCCAUUACACGAGGGCAUGGUUUCUGAAUUCAAAAGCUUUUCCUCUAGUUUUCUGACCAAUGCAUUUUCAAAUUUACACGCCGAUCUGGAUAAUGGUGUUGAGAAUGAAGAAAAUGAUGAGCCAUACCCUCCGGGGAUUGUGGACAAUGAAAAUUCAUUGGUUGUGCAAGGUGAUAAAUUUCUGCCAACCAGGUCUAAUGUACAUAUUGCUGAGAUCAGCCAGUUUGUGACAAUGGCGAUGCUGCGUCAGAAGUUACAUAAUGAUGUCUUGAGGGAAUGGAAAGCCUCGUAUAUGAAAGAUGUUCUUCAUCAAUUGCAAGUACCAUGGUGUUUAUCAAAGAAACAAAAGAAGCAAUUUAGAUCCCUUGAUGGAGAACUAUAUCGGAACAGAAAAAAAGCAGAUGCUGUCUCUGUACAUGAUAAACUUAUGGAGGGACCAAAAACUAUUAAUGGUUCUCGCAAUUUAGAGGCCAUGGUGGAUGGAAAAUAUACAUACUAUCGCAAAAGGAAGGUGCAUAGGAUGUUUGAAUCAUUCCCCACAUGCUCGACAGGGGAUAUUGCUUUGCAUAAUCAAUCUGAUAAGAGGUCAAGAAAACACAAUGAUGCUGGUUUGUGUGGGAUUGCAGUUCAGGCUGCAGAUGGAAAUGUUGGGAAGACUAGGCAGAGUAAUCGUAGGACUGAACCAGCAAGCCAUGUAAAAGAUUGUAGGCCUGAAAAUUCAGAUAAAAAAUCUAGGAAGAUCUUUUUAUCGAAUUCCAAAAAGCAUUCUGACGUUGAGAAGGUUGCUGGAAUUGGGACAAAGAAUACUCCAAUUCAGGAGAUUCUUGUUGGUGUUAGUUCUCAGAAGUUAAUGAAAGAAAAGGCAGGGAUACUGAAAAGGAAGUCCACAGAGGAUGCUGUGCCGUCUUCGCGCUGUAAGAUGUGGAGAGGUACUGUAUCUGCCAAGAAGUGUUCGGAGAAAGCUGCUGAAAAUGAUAAAAUUGAUGAUCAGGCAAUGAAAGUGAAUGCUGUUCCCAUUUCCCAAAAGUUGACGAAAGCAAACAAGUCAGUCAAGUCCUCAAUGGACAGUGUAUCAGUAUCAGGCUCAAGUAAGACGAUAAAAGCAACAAAUGAUGCUGAAAAAUCAUCAGUUUCGAAACUUGCCCUGAAGAAGAAGAAGAAGAAGUCUAUGACCAGUAAAUCCAUAUCAGCUCAAAGUCCUAAAUCCACUGGGUGUGCCAGGACAUCCAUUAAUGGUUGGGAAUGGCAUAAAUGGUCUCGAAGUGCAAGCCCUGCUGAAAGAGCUCAGACUAGAGGUACUGACGAUUUUAGUAGACGACGUAACAGCGAUGAUAUAAAUGGAGGUUAUCCAGUGAAUGUGAAAGGGAUUUCCGCAAGGACAAACCGGGUCAAGAUGCGAAACCUUCUUGCUGCUGCAGAUGGUGCUGAUCUAUUGAAAGUUACCCAGUUAAAGGCUAGGAAAAAACGUUUGCGCUUCCAGCAAAGCAAGAUACAUGAUUGGGGUCUUGUUGCUCUGGAACCUAUUGAAGCAGAAGAUUUUGUUAUCGAAUAUGUUGGAGAGCUAAUUCGUCCUCGGAUAUCUGACAUUCGGGAGCGCUACUAUGAGAAGAUUGGUAUUGGAAGCAGUUAUCUUUUCAGAUUGGAUGAUGGGUAUGUGGUUGAUGCGACAAAGCGUGGCGGAGUUGCUAGAUUUAUAAACCACUCCUGUGAGCCUAAUUGCUACACCAAGGUCAUCAGUGUUGAAGGUCAAAAAAAAAUCUUCAUUUAUGCAAAAAGGCAAAUUAAAGCUGGUGAAGAGAUCACUUAUAAUUACAAGUUUCCGUUGGAGGAGAAGAAGAUACCUUGUAAUUGUCGUUCACGGAGGUGCCGUGGAUCGUUAAAUUGAUUUGUGUAUAUGAAGAUGAGAUAGGUUGUUCUUCUAUAUGCAAUUGUUAAUAUAAGUAGAAAGUGAGGAAGCUGAUAGUUCUGACUUUUCAACAUUUUAAAGAAGAUGAAUGGGUGAUCCCUGCACAUACCUUAUUAUAUAAAUAUUUUUUAUAGAUAGAGAUAGCUCAGAUUCUGAUGAUUUUCUUCUGUUGAAAACUAUUAAAUCAGUUUGUUUGCGACAGAUACAAUAGUUAAGAGAAAGAUAAGAAUUUUGUUUAACAUUGAUUGAUUUUUUUAGAAUUCAAAUCAGUUGUUUCUUA